GGAAAAAAUCGUCUGCUCCUCGCACAUCAUAACCAUGUUUCGUCGACCACAAAACCUACUCUUUCACUGAUCGAGACGACGCCGUCGCCUGCCGUCUCUGUCGUCGCGAAAUUUGAUCGGAUAUCACCUGAAGUUCAUAGUCAGUUGUCUAGUGUAAAGAUCGUUACUUUCUCCCCUUUUCUCUUCUCUCACAAUCUCUAUUAGUUUAGGGUUUAAGUCUACAUAGUUUUUUACUUUUUUGGGUCAAAUAUGAAUUUUUUUCCGAGAUAAAAUGUUGUUAUUAGAGAAAGACUUAAUAUUUCUGUAUUAUUGUAUUAGAUUUUGAAAGCAGGGAACUGGUUUCAUGUAGCAUUUGGGAGUAAACAUUGAUUGAAGUGGAAAAGCUGAAAAUGAUAAUGGGAUUUGAUUAGUUCAGUUGAUCGACGCCUUGGACUUAAAAAUGUGUUUCUUUAGACUUGACAACAUGUUUUGAACUAUGUCAUUUUAAUCAAGGGUAUUGGCAUUUUGGGGAGCCAUCAGCUGUAUUUACAAAUUUUAACCAGCUCAAGAGUUCAAAUGGACGAAGUACAUGAGUGUUUUAUGGCUUGUGUAUGUCUGUACGUAUUAUAGCGUCUUUCCAGGACAAGGGUUAUUGGAUGCCAAAGGGUGGCGGACACCUAGGUGAUGGAGAAACAGUUUUUAGUAACUCCUCUAGAAUUGAAGCGAAGCGCACUCAUCAGUGGUUGUCUGAUGCUGCUGAUCAUGAGGUUUUUUCCACUAAAAAGCAAGCUGUUCAUGUUCCAGUUAGCAAACAAAUUCCAGGAGUCCCCAUGACAAGUCUUGCUUGGGAGAAUGCUUCUGGAUUCCAAUCGGCACCAAACCAAUUCAUUGAUCGGUUAUUUGGUCCUGAUACAACCAGGUCGGCCAAUUUAUCAAGUCGAAACACCUCUCAACUCGAUGUGGAAAACUCCAAUAUGAGAAAAAAAGUCAUAGAUGACCAACUUGGGGGUGACACAUCAGUUGGUUUGUCAAUGUCUUAUCCUUUACAAGAUCCAGAAACUUGUGUCAGCUAUGGUGGAAUUAGAAAAGUUAAAGUCAAUCAGGUUAAGGACUCUGAAAUUGGUUUGCAGGCAGCACAGGAACACAAUAUUGGUGUGUCCUUGGAUCAGGCAUAUAACAGGGAUACUGAAACAGCUUUUGUGUCUAUGGCCCAAGCUUUUGGUAAGGAAGCUGAGAGUGUUACCUUGAUGGGUCAUUCUCAUAGUAGGGUGGAAGUGAAUAUGAAACCUCUGGACUCUACCUUUCCAAAAGGUGAUGAUAGUGCAAUGUCACUCAGCCACUCUUUCAGUAAGGGGGAUUCUAGUACAAUAUCCUUUGGUGGCUGUCAAGAUGAGCCGUAUAUGGAUGUUCUUGCUAGGCCUGUUAAUAGUAGCUAUGACUUGUUGUAUAAUCAGUCUUCCCUUCAAACAGCAGAAAUAAUUGAUGCAAGGGAUUUGGAAGCACCAAUUGCAGUUGCAAGUACCUCGCAAACGCCCAAAGGAAAGCCUGAUUCAGUCACCAAAAAUAAGUCAGAAAUGAAACCAACCAGAAAAGAAGCUCCGAAUAGUUUUCCUUCAAAUGUUAGAAGUUUGAUAGCAACUGGAAUGCUUGAUGGGGUGCCUGUAAGAUAUAUAUCUGUAUCACGAGAGGAGCUUCGUGGUACUAUAAAAGGUUCUGGGUAUCUUUGUGGUUGUCAGUCAUGUAACUACUCCAAGGCUCUUAAUGCUUAUGAAUUUGAGCGUCAUGCUGGUCAUAAGACAAAGCACCCAAACAAUCACAUAUACUUCGAGAAUGGAAAAACUAUAUAUCAGAUUGUCCAAGAGUUGAGGAACACCCCGGAGAGUUCGUUAUUUGAUGCCAUUCAGAAUGUGACUGGUUCCCCAAUUAAUCAAAAAGCCUUUCGCAUCUGGAAAGAAUCAUUCCAAGCAGCAACCCGUGAGCUUCAGCGCAUAUAUGGAAAGGAGGAACUUAAUCUAUGAUAAAGAAUGGCAACCCAACUGCUGCCCAUUUAAAAUGUGAAAUAGGAUAUCGUUUCUUGUGUGCAUAGAGGUAAAUACUUAGAUAUUUGGUGAAAUAGGGCUCGGGCUCAUUCUCGUUUUGCUGUAAUUUGCUGCUGCAGUUGGAAUGUCACAGUUUGUUAAUCUUCCAACAUGCGAUGUCGAAUGGAGGCAGUAUAACUGCCACAAUAUGUACAGUAUUCUGAAUAUUAUUUUUGGCAUAUUGAAGUCUCUCUUUCUAGAUUUGAUGGUUCUU
Molecule: messenger RNA, 2271 nt
Organism: Coffea arabica (coffee)
Lineage: Eukaryota; Viridiplantae; Streptophyta; Magnoliopsida; Gentianales; Rubiaceae
Biological process (GO): positive regulation of transcription by RNA polymerase II
Cellular component (GO): nucleus
Molecular function (GO): RNA polymerase II transcription regulatory region sequence-specific DNA binding; histone binding; chromatin binding
Source: RefSeq, a predicted model, not a curated record